CGUUUCACUCCGAGGUCAAGGAAUAGACGAUAGGGUUAGAACUUAGGAGCUGUUUUUUUGGAGUAUUCGAACGCAACCCCGGUCUCUUUCUUCCCCUCACAGCUGUGAUAAGUUGUUGCCAGAUCCACUACAACGUUACUUUAUUAAAUAUUCUUUUAAAACUUCCUGAGAUGUCACUCCUUUUUUUACUUUCUCAUGGACUUUGAACAAAGAACAUCCACAACUCUUUUCAGCUAAUCCUGAGCUCAGAGCUAAAAUACCCUACAGUCAUUUUUUGCUUCGAGGACGUAGACUGACAGUGGCUGUACCUGCUUUUCAGGAGACCAGGCCUCGCAAUUAUCUUCUUUCUGCCAGUGCAUCAGCGCAGUGCAGUGAGCUGAGCAGCAGGCCUGCAGCUGGUGGCUCAGGAUGGAUAGACUGACGCUUUCUCACAUCGAUGAGCAGCUGGAGUCCUCCGAGGUGAAAGCUCUCUGCUUCCUGUCUCGGGAUGUGGUCAACAUUAAACGCCUGGAGGGGAUCAAUGAUGCAAAAAGGCUCUUUGUGACACUAGAAGAACAAGGUCUGCUGAAGGACUAUUCCUACCUCCGUCAGCUGCUCCAAACCAUCCGGCGACCCGAUCUCCUCCGCCUCCUGGAGACGGACAGCAGGCGACCAGAAGAAACCAACGCAAAUCCCGUGCUGUCAGAAUACAGGGUGGUGCUGUACAAAAUCUAUGCGGACAUGACUGUGAAACAUUUUGAAGAUUUGAAGUUCUUUUUGAGUGACAAGCUGGGCAGAAACAAAAUUGAGGCAUGCAAGACAGCACUGGAUGUGUUUGCUGAAAUGGAAAAGAUUGGUUUUCUGUCGAACACCAAUCUGCGUGAGCUGCAUGAGAUACUGCAGAAGAUAGAUCAACAACUGGCUGCAAUCAUACAGCCCCAUGUGGAAGGAGAGGUAUCCAUGGACUUCAACAGUCCCAACUUUGCCCAGUCUGUCAUUUUCUUCUCAAUCCUGUCUGAUGUCAUCAAAGGCGAUAAACUUAAGAGAUUUAAGAGAAAGAAAAAAAGAGAUGAAAAUACCCCCAGACCACCAGAGAAUGCACACCAGUCCACAAAAGCCACUGAUGAGGUUAUAUCGGAAUCAGCAGUCGCUUGCCUGUCUUCAGAUGACUGCAGAAUGGAGCAUUGUGCUGGUCCUUGCACUGAAGCCACGGUCCCGAAGGUUCUCCAUGAUGACCUCAAACUCGAGUACCGCCAACUUUCUGCAGAGAAUGUCAGCCUGCGUUCAGAGAAUGACAAACUCAGAUCUCAAAAUGAGGAACUAAAAGAGACAUCCAGAAACACCCAUUUUUUUAGCUCUAUCAAGAGCAAAAUGAAACUCUGGUUAGGGCUUAGCAACAAAGAUAUUACAUUCAUAUUUAAUGUCACAGAAUGUAACAUCUCAAAAAGGUUGAGAAGUUGGCUCCUUGUUAUGUCUGAGACUUUAGAACCUCUCAAGUGGCCAAGCAAGCAUGCAAUUUUAAAGAAUAUGCCAAAAUAUUUUAGACCUAAAUACAAACGUUGCAGGCGCAUUAUUGACUGCAAAGAGAAUUUUAUUAACAAACUCACACAUUUUACCUCCAGAGCACAGACAUAUUCGACUUAUAAAAGCCACAACACUGUUAAGUCUUUGGUUGGCAUGUCACCUGCAGGAGCCAUUACUUUUCUGUCACCAGAUUGGGGUGGGCGGGAUUCUGAUAAACAAAUUAUUGGAUUUUAUUACCUUGAGCGAAAUGAUAAGAUAAGAGCUGAUCGUGGUUUUACCAUCAGAGAUACAUUUGCCACCCUUAAGAUCCCUAAUUUGACCAAAGUUAAGAAGAAGCUCUCUGCGCAAGAAGUGGACACAUCAAGGCGUUCUUCUAACGUGAGAAUACCCAUUGAAAGAUUAAUCGGUAGAUUGAAGAAUUUCAAAAUUAUGACAACUAUUAGUCCAGUCACGCAGGUAGACCUUUUAGAUGAUAUGGUGAUCAGGGUGGAGAGACUGACGCUUUAUCACAUCGAUGAGCAGCUGGUGUCCUCCGAGGUGAAAGCUCUCAUCUUCCUGUCUCGGGAUGUGGUCAACAUUAAACGCCUGGAGGGGAUCAAUGAUGCAAAAAGGCUCUUUGUGACACUAGAAGAACAAGGUCUGCUGAAGGACUAUUCCUACCUCCGUCAGCUGCUCCAAACCAUCCGGCGACCCGAUCUCCUCCGCCUCCUGGAGACGGACAGCAGGCGACCAGAAGAAACCAACGCAAAUCCCGUGCUGUCAGAAUACAGGGUGGUGCUGUACAAAAUCUAUGCGGACAUGACUGUGAAACAUUUUGAAGAUUUGAAGUUCUUUUUGAGUGACAAGCUGGGCAGAAACAAAAUUGAGGCAUGCAAGACAGCACUGGAUGUGUUUGCUGAAAUGGAAAAGAUUGGUUUUCUGUCGAACACCAAUCUGCGUGAGCUGCAUGAGAUACUGCAGAAGAUAGAUCAACAACUGGCUGCAAUCAUACAGCCCCAUGUGGAAGCCAGUGAGACCAGGACAGUGGGUCUUCAUCUGAGUGAUGAAGAGGAAAACCUGGCAUUCGUCCAAGUGUGAGGGUCCCUACCAAGUGCUCCUGUCUACACCAGCUGCAAUUGGAGGAGCAGAGACACCAUCCUGGAUACACCUGACUGUGGAGCUGUUCAGGCCUAAAGAAAGAAACUCGACUCUGCUGUGGUAAAGUCUGGCUACAAAGGGAGGUGUCACCAAUAGGGCCACUUGUCUCAAACCAGUGAAGAAAUCAAUAGAACCCAGCAGAACUAGAGAGUGACUUUUAGCAGGAGAACGGUGACAAGUCUGAACGACAGAACUGGCACACCAUGUACCAGCCAUGCACAUGAUAGACCAUGGCACCCCUACAGACCAGGGCUGUGGUUUUUAAGGGGAACUUCAUGCAUUUUUUUUUUUAACUAUAGCCCUCUUGACAAUAAAACCAUUAUUAUUGGGGGAGAAUUAGACCCUAAGAUAGCGAAAACUUACAUUUGAAACCAAUGCUAUUCCGAGACCCCAUCCAUAGCAACUAACAAAUCAGAUUCACAAAUCAGAGUCAAGAGAAAAUCGUUAAAUUGCCGCCCAGCCAAGAUCACAACAUGAUGGACAUCAAACUUUAAGGCUAGAAGACCAGAGGAAAAAAUAAAUCAAUAAAAGCAUUUCAAUUAAUA
This is a messenger RNA of Trematomus bernacchii (emerald rockcod), 3185 nucleotides long. RefSeq lists its product as uncharacterized. The coding region runs from base 409 to 2580 and encodes 723 amino acids. Gene Ontology annotation, biological process: regulation of apoptotic process. NCBI's taxonomy places the organism in Eukaryota, Metazoa, Chordata, Actinopteri, Perciformes, Nototheniidae. Gene Ontology annotation, molecular function: protein binding. The record is from RefSeq and is a predicted model, not a curated record. The transcript is spliced from 13 exons.